AGAGAAGCCAGGACCUUUCCAAAGAGUGAAAGUGCAUAAAAGCGAAUACAGUAGAGCAAGAACCCAGCUCAGCACAUAGGUCAAAAAUCGAGCAGCUGAUGAAGUAGGUUUUUAUCUUCAGCUGGAGCUUCGCCGCCAUAAAAUCUCACUCGAUUUCAACUCUUCGUAAAACACAAUGGGAAAUAGCUUUCGACCGACAGGCGGGCUGUUUCUUGCAGCCGGUGGAGCAGCAGGGUUUUUUAGCAGUCCAGCAUCGGCGUACCUAUUCAACAGCGAGCUACAACUAUUUUCGCAACCUGGCCGUCAGAAGAACAAGAAGACUAUGCCCUUUGUUCCAAGAAAUCCGUAUGCAGACGUGAAGCCAACGCAGCCCGACUCUACUUCCUACCUGCAGCUAUUACAGGCGCCAGAACUUCUACCGCCGAUAAACACAACAAGUAUUCUUCUUGCCGAAGAAGCCGUGUUUGAGCCAGGGAAAAUAGAUUUCGAAAUCGGUUCGACGCAAAAGUGCAGAAACAAUAAUUCCACCUUCUGCGGCAGCCCGCUGGACCCAGCCAAUCAGCCGUUGGUGGGAAAAUUUGGAUUAAUGCGCCAUGCAUCCGCAGACCAGAAGAACGGGCGGAAAGGACAGGAAAUAUUUGUACCAGUUGAUGUACAACUAGACGUGCAAACCAACGAGGGAAUUACAACGACGCCGACCACAUUGGGAGGAACAAAUGUGGGCGGAGGUGGACCCGGAUUCGGUGUGCCGGUGCCCCCGGAAAAGACGACUCCUUUGGACGACACGAGUAAAACGGAACAAGAAGCUCCUGCGACGAGGGCAGCUACCGGGCCGGGUGCAGAGGUGUUAGUACUGGGAGGGAGGCACACAAUGGAUUCGGCACCGGUGCAGUAUUCGAUCCUGGAAGGGCCGUGCUGCUGAGAUGUUGAAAAUUGCUCGAUAGACUGAAGAUUUGUUGAUGUGGUUGGUUCUUACUGGUUUUGCCGAACACGACGACUACAGGUCGCACAAAAGUACUGACGCAUGAUAUCCUCGUGCGAGUUCAAUAUAAUCGUACAGCCGCCGAAGGAGCCGACGUCCGUCGGUAAAAGAUUAGUUACGAUUUUACCAAAUGAGCAAGCGCAUUUUCGCUGCAAUUGUAUGUAGUGAGGUCACCGAACGGUUCUAACCAGGGAGUUUUCUUGACAUAUACCCUGAAAAACGACCGGCAGUUUUCAAGCGGUCGGAAGCGUUUUUUGACAAAAAAAAAUUUCAAUUAUCAAGCGGCCCUGGCUGUGUCGGCACCGAAUCGCCAGCGGAUUCUAUCGAUCGCCGCUUGGUAAAACGACGCAGAGAAGCCAGCAAAAGGGGCGCCCUUCUGAGGCGCCCACCGCCUUAGUUUCUGGCGGUCUGGGGCGCCCAAAAAGGAGCGCGAAAAAAACGCGCCCAAAAUCAGAACAGCGAAACAGCAUGGCACGGCCACGGUUCCGGAGCAUUUUGGGCGGCCGCGAAAGCGGCCGCGUUGUCGCCGGUUUCAGAGCCUGGGAAGGUUUGCAAAAAGCGCCGGCUAGAAAAAUAAAAACGCAAAAAAGCAAAAGCGCGCCAGACGCGCCAAGCCAAUCCGCAUGCUAUGGGCCCGAUUUUUCUUCGCUUUUUGGGCGCCCCCCGUGGCACCCGGAUCGGCCCUAUAGCAUGGGGGCUGGCUUUCGGAAAGGACUAUCGGGAAUUUGCCAAAAUUUGCGACGUUUACCAAGCGGCCGCCAUACCGUGCGGCCUAACGUUACUCGCGGCGGUAUGGCGAGGCCAGAAAAAGCAAAGCCGCGGCCAAGGCGACGGCCGGCAAGAAAACGCCCACGACCUCACUACCCCCGCCCCGGCGGCUAUAUUUGGUAGUACUCCUGUUUGUACUAUCGACAACAAGACAUGUAGUUUUUGACGCCGUACAACUGGAGUAUCCCUUCGGCUUACGGUUUCAGUUUUACUCCAGUAGAUAUUGCAUCUUCAGCAUCAGGAGCUACAACUGAAAUUGAACGUUUAUUGCCCUGCUGUUUACUUUACUUUAUACUGUAAAAUCACAAGAGCAAGACGAGUCAGC
Amoebophrya sp. A120 is the source of this 2075-nucleotide messenger RNA. Lineage: Eukaryota; Dinophyceae; Syndiniales; Amoebophryaceae. The record is from the annotation of a GenBank genome assembly.